This is a messenger RNA of Glarea lozoyensis ATCC 20868, 1350 nucleotides long. Its product is annotated as FAD/NAD(P)-binding protein. Gene Ontology annotation, molecular function: monooxygenase activity; FAD binding. The record is from RefSeq and is a predicted model, not a curated record. Gene Ontology annotation, biological process: secondary metabolite biosynthetic process. Lineage: Eukaryota; Fungi; Ascomycota; Leotiomycetes; Helotiales; Helotiaceae. The transcript is spliced from 3 exons. Bases 1 to 1350 code for a protein of 449 amino acids.
AUGGCGGUCCGAACAAGCAGAAUGGAAAAGUCAGCGAAGAUUGUUAUUGCUGGAGCAGGAAUGGGUGGACUGGCUGCGGCACUUGCUUUAGCCAAGAAAGGCUUUACUUCUAUUGAUGUUUAUGAGACUGCUUCAAAUCUUGGUUUCGUUGGGGCUGGUAUUCAGUUGGCACCCAACAUGGCCAGAGUACUAGAUCGCUUAGGUGUGUGGGAAGAUAUUGCGAGGGAAGCCGUAGAAUGCCGCGAGACAAGUAUAAGACUGGGCGCUGAAGAUAAAGAACUCGCUCACGUGGAUCUGAGAUAUGUCAAGCCAACAUACCAAUAUCCGCAUAUGGUAGGACACAGAUCAUCACUAGCUGGCUCCCUUUACGAAGGCUGCAAAAAGGAGUCCUCCAUAAAAUUCCAUUUCUCAACCUCCGUCGAAACCGUAACAUCAUUCUCCCCAAAACCAACAUUUGUCAUAAAACCUCGGAAUGGAGAGCCCCAAACUCUCACAGCAGACGUCCUUCUCGCCGCUGACGGUAUUAAGUCUAAUGUACGAUCCGCGCUUCUCAAAGAAAUCAACGCAGACGCCACCAUAGUAGAUACCCAACAAGCAGCCUACCGCAUCAUGCUCAAACGCUCCGAAAUGGAACACGACCCCGAGCUCCUCGCUCUAAUCGACAACGAAAUAGUUACCCGCUGGAUUGGUGAAAAGCGUCACAUAAUAGCCUACCCCGUCUCAUCCAAAACCAUCUACAACAUCUCUACCGCCCAACCAGACAAGAACUUCGCUGCCGCACCCUCCGCCACUUAUACCACGAAAGGCAGCAAGAAAGCCAUGAUGGAUACCUUCUCCGAUUUCUGUCCCAAAAUCCAACGCAUGCUCGACCUCGUCCCCGAAGGCGAAGUCUGCGAAUGGAAACUCCGCGUCCACGCCCCCCUCCCAACCUGGAUCCACGGCUCCGUCGCCCUCGUCGGCGACUCCUGCCACCCGACCCUCCCCCACCUCGCACAGGGCGCCGCACAAGCAAUCGAAGACGCGGCUGUCCUAGCCGAAGUCCUAGAUCUCUGUCCAUCGUCUAACGCGGAAGAUAUCAAUAAAUCGCUCCGCGUGUAUGAGAAAGUUCGGAAGGAGCGCGCGGAGACGCUCGUUGAGCUGGCGGCGGAGAAUGGACGUGAUUUACAUCUUGGACAGGGCAAGGCGAAGGAGGAGCGCGAUCGCAAGUUCGCGGCGCUCAAGUAUGAGAAGAAGGAGGGUGGUGCGGUACCGGAUAAGUGGGCGGAUGCUGAUGUGCAGAAACUGAUUUAUGGACAUGAUUGUAUGGAGGUUGCGAGGGAGGGGUUUGAGGGGAUUUUUGCAAAGCUGUAA